Messenger RNA from Zootermopsis nevadensis, 4084 nucleotides. RefSeq names its product pyruvate dehydrogenase kinase (gene Pdk). Gene Ontology annotation, biological process: protein phosphorylation; regulation of glucose metabolic process. Gene Ontology annotation, cellular component: mitochondrion. Gene Ontology annotation, molecular function: pyruvate dehydrogenase (acetyl-transferring) kinase activity. Lineage: Eukaryota; Metazoa; Arthropoda; Insecta; Blattodea; Termopsidae. The record is from RefSeq and is a predicted model, not a curated record.
AAACUUUCAAAGCCUUGAAGUAGGGCAAAGUUACGAAUGUAUUGUAACUUAACAAUGUUUUCGUACAAAACUGUUGUACCGGUGGGGUAAUUACUGAAAAUUUGGGAACCCCUCAUGAGGGGGUCUUAUUGGAGUGUUUUCAACGCCCAGGAAAUUUUAUAUUUUCCAAAACUCGAUAACCAUUCUUCAUUGUAACGCAAGUGUAGAUCCCACCUCAGAAGUUCGUUCGUCCGCUACACUGCUAUAGCCGAUUUUAGGACUGAGCGCAUGUCAGCACAAGUCAUUUGUGUUCCUGAGGAAGGAACUACCAGUUAGGUUAGCCAACAUCAUGAAGGAGAUACGGCUGUUGCCAGACAAUUUGUUGCGCAUGCCAAGUGUCAACCUUGUCAACGACUGGUAUGUGCGCAGUUUUGAGGAGAUAUUGGAGUAUGAGAAGACAGAUGCCAGUGACGAAGUGUUGGACAGGUUCUGUCAGGGAUUGGUAAAGAUAAGAAACCGCCACACAGACGUGGUGCAAACAAUGGCACAGGGUGUGUUAGAACUGAAGGAGUCUCAUAAAAUAGACCACCAGGUAGAGAACAGCAUCCAGUACUUUCUGGACCGAUUCUACAUGUCGCGCAUCAGCAUCCGCAUGCUCAUCAACCAGCACACGCUGUUGUUUGGUGGACAGCUAAAUGACAGUCGUCAUGUGGGCUGCAUUGACCCGCAGUGUGACCUGGUAGGUGUCGUGAAGGAUGCGUACGAGAAUGCAAGGUUUCUAUGUGACCAGUACUACCUCGCUUCACCAGACCUCAUAGUCAAGGAACACAAUGGCUUGGUGGCGAAUGGUGAGCUAGAUGGCACACAGGAGUGCCAUGACCAGGGUUCAGAGCUCGAACAUGGUGUGCCAAUCAAGAUAGUGUAUGUCCCCUCACACCUCUACCACAUGCUGUUUGAGCUGUUCAAAAAUUCAAUGCGGGCUGUCAUUGAGCACCACGGCUCGAAUGCGGAGCACCAUCCUCCAAUAGAGGUCACCGUCGUAAGAGGCAGAGAGGACAUCUGUGUCAAGAUGUCAGAUUUAGGUGGGGGCAUUCCCCGCAGUCAGACAGAUCUGCUCUUCAACUACAUGUACUCCACUGCACCGCAGCCUCCCAAAUCCGAUGCCCACACUGUACCACUGGCCGGAUAUGGGUAUGGCCUCCCCAUCGCUCGUCUCUACGCUCGCUAUUUCCAUGGCGACCUCAUCUUGCUGUCAUGUGAAGGCUAUGGGACAGACACCAUCAUCUACAUGAAGGCCCUGUCAAAUGAAGCCAACGAACUGCUACCGAUUUUCAACAAGACGUCCACCAAGCACUAUCGUGCAACAGUUUCAACAGGUGACUGGAGUAACGCGAAUUCUUCUAUGGGAAUCCGCCACAUGACUACCACUAAGCCUCGCAGACAGACUAGGAAGCAGAAUGAAACCAUGCAUGCACAGUGCUAACCCCCAGUGCCAUUAGCUAAUUUUGGACCUAGUUUUGUGUCGCUCAGGACUUCGCUUUACACAACAAGACUGCAUUGAAUAGUCUUGAGAACGUGAAGCAUGUCUAUGAUGAACAUGUAGCGCAGGCAUACAUAAUUAUGUUAGUGCCACUAAUACAUUUCAGUAACUGAUUUCAAUUAUUGUUUUCCCUCUCAUUUUGUCUAGAAUUUUCACUUAUUUUCAGAGAAAAUAUGCCACGUGAUGGCUUUCAAAAUGGCUAUAAUGCUUAAUUUCAUUCUUUACAGCUACAGAGUAUUUUAUUCGUGAAAUGUUCGAGUGACAUCUCCAAGUGGAAUUUGUGAUGCUGUUAACGUGAACGUGGCACUACAAUUUUGAACUGUAGGAUCAUAUUUGUGAGCGACGACUCUCACAAGCUUCAGUCACAGCACCACGACAACAUGUAACACUAUAAUUUUACACUGCCUGUACUACAUGUAAUGAAAACUGGGCCCAUAUCUCCUUCAUGUUGUUGGCACUGGAGGUAGACUUUGUACAGAUAUUUAGUCAAGAAUAUUUUUUGUUUUCACACUCUCCUUAUGUUGACCCUCCAGCAAAAGCCCUGCUGUAAUAUUCAAUACGUUAUUUCAGUUUUAAUGACUUCACAAUUACUACUCAUUAAUAAUCGACUAGCUAUAAGAAAGUGCUAAUGGCCUAUUUCAAAAAUUAAAAAAGCUAUAGAAACUGCUGUGGACAUAUCAAUACCAUCGCACAUUCCAUUUUGAGAACAUUGUACCUCAUGUUACAAUGUCUACACUGGACUCAGAAGUUCUUGUCCAUCUUUCUUUUAAUGCUGUACAAGUGCGUGAGGUGUAGUUGGGUUUAAGAUAGAAUAACAUGCACCACGUUUGUUUGGUUCCGUUUUAUUAUUACAUUACUGCGGCUACGAGCAAACCUGGACGUCACGACUAAGGACUGUCACUGUUCAGUUACAGGCAGCGAGAAAUGUUACGAAUAUUAGCACGAUUUUUGUCAGCCUGCCCUUUAUAUUUCCUCAUGGCUUAGAAAUAAACUGAGAAACAUCACACGUAUUGAGGUCAGUCUUCCUGUAACACAGCUGGAGGGUUGAUGGAUGGGUAGCGGAGAUUUGCACGGUCAGAUUCAUUUACCAGGAGGACGACGAUCCGUGAAUCCCUGAAGUUUCAGGGAUCAAAUAUGCAGAUGAUCAUGUUGUAUGGUAGCAUAAAUCUCAUGAAUUGUAUAUAAUUAAGUCCAUCAAGAUUCAUUAUUCACAGGUAUGAGGUUUUCAGGUCACAAAAAAGUCUGUGGGCUGAGCAAGAAAAGGAAUUUUAUGUUUCCUUUUAUCAUCUCAAAUAAUAUUACCCUAGAAAAAAGAGUAUCUAUGUUGAGUUAGAAGAUGCAGAGACUUUGCCAAGUACUGUAUCAAAAGAGGCCUGAAUUCUGAACGUCUUUUUGAACAGUCUGUCUGACACGAAGGGUUCCAAGCAUGUUAUUAUUAUGAUUUAUUUACUGCAAUUUGGUCUGCACCCGGUGGCAGUGGUUAUGAAAUAACCUUUUCCGUAUUAUUUUCAUUAUUAAAUUAUUGCAUGGAAUACUUACUCCUCUCAUACAUUCUAAAAGCUAAGCCAUUUCUACCUCUUUAACUUGUUUUCAGCCACUUGUGAACUCUGUCCUAUUAAAAAAAAAAACUUUUUCAGUUUAUCAUGUAGUCUUUGUGCUCAAACUGAAUUUUUGUGAAAUUUCUCAGAAACUAUGUGACAUUUCAGGUUUUCAUACUGGUGUAGAUUUGGACUAUUGAAUGAGACAGCGAGAGUAAUUUUCACAUACAUUUUUAAACACAGAUUAUUCACAGCAGUUGAUCAGGAUUUCUCAGUGAGAUAUCACAUUGAUAUUAUGAAAAUUGUUUGUAUGUAUUUAACAUCCCUUACACAAAUUUGAGAUUUAUUGUAUUCAUUUCAAACAAAAUGUUACACAAAAUAAUGAUUAUGCAAUCAACAGAACUUUUGCACAUUGUAGGAGGUCUCCCCCCCCUCCCCAAUAACUGCUGUUAUGUAGGAUUUGAGGUUUUCACAGCGGUGAGUCCGAAGAUUGACGUCUUCUGGGUUGUUGCGCCGUGCAGCGAUCGCCGUGAUGACGCAGACAGUAUGACCUCUGAAACUGUGGAAAUACAGCAGACUACAUGGCGUAACAACCCAGAAGACAGCAAUCUUCAACUGCUGUUAUGUUUUGACUUUGAAACCUCAUACUAAAGUCAAACUUUAAUGUGAGAUUUGAAGUUCUUAGGGUGAAGAUGUUGAUGUUGGUAUUCUGGAUUGUAAUGUUGUGUGGACUUACAGAUAUAUACCAGUGUUUCAGAGACUGUUAAAUUUUACACGAAGCCAAAGAUAGAUAAAUUAACUUUGUCCGAGCCUUGUUUAAAAAACCUAAAACCAUCAGAUAUUUUGUAAAUCUACUCUGUUUCAUUGAACUUGUUAUUUUAUAUGUUGUAUAUUACGUGGUAUGUUAUAUCAUCACAUUACAGGCAUGUGUAUAUUGUCUUACGCCGCCAUCAGUGCUGUUAUUGUUUUCAAGCAUACGUUAACAUGUUUUUUCAUUCUUAUUUCAUAAUAAAUUUUAUGGUCUGUU